Messenger RNA from Melitaea cinxia (Glanville fritillary), 3907 nucleotides. It is a transcript of the gene Ranbp21, whose product is annotated as exportin-5. The transcript is spliced from 20 exons. Gene Ontology annotation, cellular component: nucleus; RNA nuclear export complex; cytoplasm. Gene Ontology annotation, molecular function: small GTPase binding; RNA binding; nuclear export signal receptor activity. The record is from RefSeq and is a predicted model, not a curated record. Gene Ontology annotation, biological process: protein export from nucleus; RNA export from nucleus. Bases 1 to 3579 code for a protein of 1192 amino acids. Lineage: Eukaryota; Metazoa; Arthropoda; Insecta; Lepidoptera; Nymphalidae.
AUGAAUGCUGGAGGAUUUGGUGAGAGGGAGGUGGCCCUCAUUGCUGAUGAACUGAGUCGAGCUGUGGAGCUCACGCUCAACCCCACAGUAGCUCAUGAUGACAGAAAACAGGCCUACACUGCUUGUGAGAGCUUCAAGGAAAACUCACCAUGGUGCGCUCAGGCAGGUCUACUGUUGGCCAGUGGAGCUCAUUACUCGCCUGUAGUUAAACAUUUUGGUUUACAAUUGAUGGAACACACAGUCAAGUACAGAUGGACUCAAAUAACUCAAGCUGAAAAAAUUUUCAUCAAGGAAAAUGCAAUGAAAUUGCUGUACAUGGGGGGGUGGGAGACUGGUCACCUGAAUGAUGCAUUAGCUAGAGUAAUUGUUGAAAUGAUAAAGAGAGAAUGGCCACAGCAAUGGCCAACCUUGUUGUCUGAACUCAGCGAUGCCUGCAGUAGAGGUCACCUUCACACUCAGAUUGUGUUGCAUGUCUUCUUGAGACUGGUGGAGGAUGUUGCCACCUUACAGACAUUAGAGCAACACCAGCGCCGGAAAGACAUAUACCAAGCGUUGACAAGUAAUAUGGCUGAGAUUUUUGCGUUCUUCAUGCGUCUUAUUGAAUUACAUGUGCAAGAAUUUAGAGAGAAAACAUCAUCAGGAGAUUAUGUGGGUGCAGCUAGCAACGGCAAAGUUGUUCAGGUUGUUUUGUUAACAUUAACUGGUUUUGUGGAAUGGGUGUCUACAAACCACGUGGUAACAAACAACGGAAGACUGCUACAGAUACUGUGUAUCUUGUUGAAUGAUGAUGUGUUUCAACUGCCCGCUGCGGAGUGCUUGCUGCAAGUCGUGAACAGAAAGGGUUCGACAAAAGAGCGGAAACCUUUAAUGAUAUUAUUCAGUGAAGACGCAAUCUCGUGCAUCCACCGCGCCGCAGUGCAGAGCAUCGCCGCAGUCGACGAGCCUCACUACUUGUUCCUGAAGAAACUUUCACAGGUGUUAGCUGGCCUAGCUCAGCAACUCACCUCAUUAUGGAAUUGUACGACAAAUGUGGAGUCUUGGCUACCAUUACUUCUAGAGACAAUGCUUCUCAUGAUGUCGCACCCGUCGCUUACCCUAGCUCAAACAGCCAAUUCAGUGUGGUUGGCUUUCCUCAAACAUGAACACAUAUCGAAAUUACCGCCUGUACUGGCAAUGGUCCCGAGAUGGUUACAAGCUGCUGCUCCUAAAAUUCUCAAGGUGACGUACCCGUCAUCACGAGUGAGCGGCGCUAACGACACAGUGGCUUACGCUUGCAUGGAUUAUGACAGCGAACAAGAAUUUGCUAUUUUUUUCAGUCGUAGUCGAACUGAAAUACUAGAAAGUUUUAGAUACUGUAUGAUAGCGGCCCCAUUGGUUACAUGGUCGUUUGUCGAACAGUGGACCCAAACUGCUCUUGACAAGGUGGACUCGUGCCCACUGCAACUUGAAGUUACGCAUCCCUUACAUGUGGAGUGGGAGGCAUUGGCACAAGUGCUGGACACGGUGCUGUCGCGGCUGCUGCAGGCGGAGCCGCGGCCGGCGCCGGCGGCGGGGCUGCGGCUGCUGGCGCGCUGCGUGGCGUGCGAGCCGCGCGCGCCGCUCGCGCUGUCGCUGCUGCUGUCCUUCGUGUCCGCGCUCUUCGUGUUCCUCAGCUGCGCCUCCAGCCAGCUGGCCGGGCCGGGCGUGGGGUCGGCGGCCGCGGAGCUGCUGCCGCGCGUGCUAGACAAGAUCUUCGCGGCGCUGGUGUACGAGGGCACGCCGCCCGAGGGCCGCGCCAGCCGCAACGUGAAGAAUGUGCGCCGCCACGCCGCCGGCCUGCUCGUCAAGCUCGGGUUCAAGUAUCCCUUACUACUGCUGCCUGUAUUUCCAAGGCUUCACGAAUUAAGUCAAACGGCGCUUGCGCGCCCCGAUCUCAGCGCCGUCGAAAGUGUUACAUUACAAGAAGCUCUACUACUCAUCUCCAAUCAUUUUUGUUGCUACGAGCGCCAGAGCGCUCUUGUCGCACAGGUCCUCGGCGACUGCAGGGAGCGGUGGGCGGCCCUGAGCCCGCACCUGCAGUCGGCGGCGGGGCUGGCGCGCCUCGUGGGGCUCGACGCGCCGCCCACGGACGACGACCCCGAGCGCGCGCAGGCGCGCCGCACGCUGCUGCACGCGCUCACACUCACUCUCGGCGUCGUGAAGCGCACGCAGGUGCCCGCCGACCCGGACAAGGCGGCGCGCGGCGGGUUCGGCGCCGGCGUGACGGCGGCCGGCAACCCGGUGUGGCGCAACCCGUGCGGCGCGCACGUGCUGCCGCUGUUCCCCGCGGCGCUGGCGCUGGCGCGCGCGCUGCACGAGCUGCACGCGCCGGGCGCGGCGGCGCUGCGCCACCCGGCGCACGCGCGCGCGCUGCAGCCGCCGCCCGCCGAGCGCCGCAACCUGCUGGGCCUGCGCGACGACGCGCCGCCCGCGCCGCCCGCCGCGCCGCAGGACCGCAUGCAGAACCUGCUGCACACGCUGCACGACAACGUGUGCCAGCUGGUGGGCGCGGCGGCGGCGUCGCUGGGCCGCGAGCUGUACGGCGCGGCGGGGCUGGCGCGCGCGCUGGCGACGGCGCUGCUGGGCGCGCCCGAGCGCCUGCCCGACCACUGGCUGCGCCGCGUGCUGCGCGCCGCGCUGCGCCCGCUGCUGCUGCACUGCCCGCCCGCGCACUACGCCGACGUGGCGCUGCCGCUGCUGCAGCACCUCGCACCCACACUACUAGUCCACCUAAACCAACGCUGGGAGUAUGUGACGUCACUGUACGAGUCUGGCAAGUUAGAGGAGGAGGGUGGGAGUGAAUCUCAAGAAGUCCUCGAGGACAUGCUUGUGAGGCACCUCACUAGGGAGUACCUGGAACUACUUAAGGUAUCUCUGGUUGAGGGCGGCAUCAGUAGUGAGCCGUCCGUGGACAUGGAUGAUGAGAGCCCACCCCCUAACCCCGGCCGCGCGCCCGAACAAGUCUCCGAGCUCGGCGCGCUCAUACUGGCCGACCGCGUCGCCGGCCCCGCCGUGCUGCACACGGUCCUGCGCGCGCUGACGUGGAACGACUCGACGUCGUCGCUGCGCGCGAGCGCGCUGGCGCUGCCGGCGCUGCGCGCGGCGCUGGGCGCGGGCCGCGUGGGCGCGGGCGAGGCGCCGGGCGCGCUGGCCGCCGUGCUGCACGCGCUGCGCCUGCACGGCCAGCACGACGCCAACCAGGCCGCGCUGCUGGCGCUCGCCGUGCAGACGUACGAGGCGCUGCGGCCGCGCUUCCCGGGCGUGGCGUGCGUGCUGCGCGCCAUCCCCGACGUGGACGCGCACGACCUGCAGCGCCUGGACGACAAGCUGGCCGCGCCCGCCGGCAAGCCCGCCAAGAUCGACAAGAGCAAGCGCGACCUCUUCAAGAAGAUCACCGCCCGGUUGAUUGGGCGAAAUGUAGGACAGCUGUUCAAGAAAGAAGUAUUUAUAUUAGAUUUGCCCACUAUGAACAUACCUAAGGAGAAACCGCGAAGUGCACUGGAUUCAGCGGAGGGCACCGGACUAGAAAACCUAUUUAAUAAUACCAACGCGCCGACAUAGCGAAGAUAUGCUUAAAUGCAUUCGAGUUAAAUUUUAAUAUAAGCGGACCCAUGCGAACGUGAUGGUUAAUUUUAAUUUUUUGUAUCUGAUAGAUACAGUAAGUUUAUAUUUGUAUGUAUAUUUUAUACUCAAUUAUUUUUUUGUUUUCUCAUAUUUAAAUUUCAGUUUAUAUACAACAAUUUUAAAGUUUUAACUUUGUGUCUGUUGAUUCACGGUCGCUUGGAAUCCUCGCAUCAAACAAUGCGCUAGCCAUAUCCUACUCGCAAUGGUAAACUAAUUUCUGUGAAUAUUAUCCAUUUAUAUGUUAAUAAAUUAUAUGAUAAAAUUA